Aspergillus mulundensis is the source of this 801-nucleotide messenger RNA. RefSeq lists its product as uncharacterized. The transcript is spliced from 6 exons. The record is from RefSeq and is a predicted model, not a curated record. NCBI's taxonomy places the organism in Eukaryota, Fungi, Ascomycota, Eurotiomycetes, Eurotiales, Aspergillaceae. The coding region runs from base 1 to 801 and encodes 266 amino acids. Gene Ontology annotation, molecular function: DNA binding; zinc ion binding.
AUGCCGUAUCGCGUGGAAAAAGCUUCUACCGGCCGCGCAGGCUGUCAGAAUAAGGAGUGCAAAGACAGCAAGGUCAAGAUCGGCAAGGGCGAGCUGCGCUUCGGCACCUGGGUCGACACCGAAAAAUUCCAAACUUGGUACUGGAGACAUUGGGGCUGCGUCACGCCCAAGAUCAUCGCCAAUGUCCUCGACUCUAUUGGUGAAGGCGACGACCUAGACCUCGACAUGCUUGACGGCUACGAGGAUCUCCCGUCUGAUCUUCAGGAAAAGAUCGAGAAGGCCAUGAAGCAGGGCCACGUUGACGACGAGGAAUGGAGGGGUGAUGCCGAAUUGAAUGUGCCUGGUGCCAGCGGCUUCCGAGUGAAGACUCCGGCAAAGAAGGCUCAGAAAGAAGACGAAGACGAGAACAAAGGUGCAGCUAAGAAGAAGAAGACUCCCGCGAAGAAGGGGAAGAAAGCCAAGGACUCAGAUGAAGAAGAGAAGACCCCCGCCUCCAAGACCAAGAAGCGAACUCGCCUACAAGUCGAGGAUGACAAGCAUGACGUGGAGACUGCUUCUCCCAAGAGACCUAGGAGGAAGCCAACCGGCUACCCGAGCAAGGUGCCCUCAAUCUCUUCCGACUCUGACUCUGACUCUGGUGGAAGCGCUUUUGAUUCGCCUGAACCGAAGCCCAAACGCAACCGCAAGGCCAAAGAAGCAAAGCCUGCCCCAAAGCGCGGGAAGAAGAAGGCCGUCGAGGACAGCGAAGCUGAAUCUCCCGCCGAGAAGCCAAAGCGUGGUGGACGCAAGAGGACCGCCUGA